Tuber aestivum (summer truffle) is the source of this 1439-nucleotide messenger RNA. The record is from the annotation of a GenBank genome assembly. Lineage: Eukaryota; Fungi; Ascomycota; Pezizomycetes; Pezizales; Tuberaceae.
AAAGACUGCGGCAAAAACGAAGAUAAUCGUCCAACACGCAAGCGGGUCCCGCACUUCUCCCUUAACACGGAAUUCCGGAAAGAUCCACACCAUGUUCCCUCCUGGACGCGGCAACGACGGGCUGAUCGUAGGCCAACAAUUUGUCAUUAGCCUUUUCGGUACGAGCAAGGUAUUCACAGUAGAAGGGGAAGAUGUCCAUCUCCGGGACUAUGAGGAGGGCAAUGAGAGGCAAAUUUGGAUCUGCGAAAUGAACUCGAACAAUCGGUUUGGCAUGCGGUGCGCAGAGACCGGACGCUAUUUGGGCCGGAGGAGUUUGUGGGAUCUGUUUGGAUGUUCCGUGGCUCAUCAUCUCGGCUGGGAGUGGCUAACUUUCACGCGGCUUAGCCACGGCGGGUACUCCAUAAUGGUGAGCAGCCCGGUCGUUAGCGAUAAGCUCUCCCCGGUUCAAUGUAUCGACAGCAAUAGUCCGGAUUUGAAGAUUGGGGAAGCAAUGACCCAGUUCGGCGUACACCAGCUCAAAGACCCAGUGUUCAGACGGUUCGAGUGGGUGCUUCCGGAUCGUCUUGCACGCUCAUCUGCACCUUACUACGAUGGCGAGGAUUCCGAUCAGAGUAUCAACGAAACCUCGAUUGAAUUCCUGGCCAAAUACGGUAUACAGAACAUCAUCAGUUUAAACUCCGUAGAGCUCACACCGCGGGAACGGGGUAGGCUUCGUGCUGCCAAGAUCUCGUACUCGCACAUCAGGGCUCUAAACUGUACCGCGCUCACCCAGGAGCAGUUUGAUCAGAUAUGGAAUGCCUAUGAAAAAACGGGGGCUACAAUCGUCUAUUGUGGGUACGGGGAUGGGAGGACCGGGAUGGCUAUUAGUGCAAUUCAGCUCUUCCAGGGUCGUAUUCUAAGCGACCUGGAUUAUAGGGCGAACGGUGUGCAGUGUGACAACCAGCUGGCGGCAUUGGAUGAACUGAGCGAGAGGAUCCAUGGGUAAGUGUCUCUUCUAAAAAGUGAUAUUUCCAGGGCUAACUUCUACUUCAAGAAGUGCCGAAAAAUACAGUGAUGCCCCUGGUACCCAACCCCCACCGUAUACAGCACCCGCAAAAAAGAACUGAUGGAAUGCACGGCGAUGGGUUUAUGGGGGGCCGCGGGGUGAGGGGAACUGCGUGCGGAUGGUAUACGGCGAUACCCCAUGCAGUAAUACGAUGAAGUAGGAACCGCUCGGCCAAUGCUAGGUGCACACCGGAAAAGCGAUCGGAAGGAGAUAGCGCCGGGUGCAUGAAUUUGGUGGAGGUGGGGAGACUUGGUGGCUGUUGGGAGAGGAAGCGGGAGGAGCGCGGAGGAGAGAUAUUUUGGUCCAUAACAGCUACUGAUCCUGAAUCCAGGGAUUUGAGAUGGACGUAGAGUACGCUGCACUAAUUACAAAUCAACUACUUCUUCAUCUGUGC